UACACCAGAAGUUUUACUGGUUGCAAAGCUUUUAGAAACAUUUUUCUGAUUUUUGUUGACAUUUCAAUUCCUAAGUUGUAAUCUCAUCAAUUAUUUAUAAUUUAAUAAUGUUAACUAUACACGUUUAGUGAGGUCCGAGUGCUCUUAGUUUUACACUAACACUACACAACCAAAAAUGGGGUGGCUAUGGAUGUUGUUUGGAAACGCAUUGUUUGUUUUAUGUAAAAGUUCACGUGUUACAGUGUACCAAGGGGAUACUUUACCUCACCAUGGCCGGUGUGAACCUAUAACGAUACAAUUUUGCCAACAGAUACAGUACAAUCAAACCAUUUUUCCAAACUUGCUGAACCACGCAAAGCAAGAGGAUGCUGGUUCUUAUGUUCAUCAAUUCACACCUCUUGUAAAAGUAAACUGCUCGCCGGACCUGAAAUUCUUUUUAUGCUCAGUUUAUGCCCCCGUCUGUACAAUAUUAAACAAACCUAUUCCGCCUUGCCGUCAUUUAUGCGAAUCUGCUAGACACAAUUGUGAUGCGGUAAUAAUAGGUUUUGGACAUGUAUGGCCUGAGGAAUUAGAGUGUUCAAAAUUUCCAGUAGUGACAGAUGAAAAUGUUAUAUGUGUCGGAGAUAACAAUGCAACUCAGGAAUCUCGAAAAGCUGCCGUGACAAAACUGCCGAAAGUAGAUUACAAGUCUAAUAUUGAUAGAGAUCCUACAAAAUUACAAGGUGCAAAAGACCUCGGAUUUGUCUGUCCAGUUCACUUCAAGAUACCCAAGAACUUAGAUUUGGAAUAUUCACUGAAAGUUGGUGAUAAAAUUGAAUUUGAUUGUGGAGCACCAUGCAAUGGAAUGUUUUUUAGUGACAAUGAAAAGAGUUUUGCAAGAUCAUGGAUUGCUAUUUGGGCUGCUUUGUGUUCAGUCAGUUGCUUGUUUACUGUUUUGACAUUCCUAAUAGAUACUGAUAGAUUUCGAUAUCCAGAGAGGCCCAUAAUUUUUCUGUCAGUGUGUUAUCUUAUGGUUGCUGGAGCUUAUGUUAUGGGAUGGGGUGCCGGAGACUCUGUCAGUUGUCAAGGUCCCUUUGCAUCAACAGUUAGUGGAACCAGAUUGCCCAACAUCUCAGUAAUUACUCAAGGGACAAAACAUGAGCCCUGCACAAUUCUUUUUAUGAUUGUAUAUUUCUUCAGUAUGGCAUCUAGUAUAUGGUGGGUUAUUUUAACCCUGACUUGGUUUUUAGCAGCUGGCCUUAAAUGGGGCCAUGAAGCUAUACAAGCUAACUCUCAAUACUUCCAUCUAGCUGCUUGGGCAGUUCCUGCCAUUAAAACUAUAUCAAUAUUGGCAAUGGGUAAAGUUGACGGUGACAUAUUGUCUGGUGUAUGCUAUGUUGGGCUAUGGGAUGCAGAAGCUCUACGUGGAUUUGUGUUGGCACCAUUGUGUGUUUAUUUAGUUUUAGGCACAAUAUUCUUGAUGGCUGGUUUUGUUUCACUCUUCCGAAUAAGAACAGUUAUGAAACAUGAUGGCACCAAAACUGAUAAAUUAGAAAAGUUAAUGAUACGCAUAGGAAUAUUUGGUGUAUUGUAUACAGUCCCAGCUUUAAUUGUGAUUUCAUGUUUAUUUUAUGAACAAGCAUAUUUUGACACAUGGAUGGUUACAUGGCACCGUGACAUGUGUUCAACUCCUCUCUAUUCCAUUCCAUGCCCAUUCACACACCAGGAGACCGAGAGACCUAAAUUUGAAAUCUUCAUGAUAAAGUAUCUUAUGACAAUGAUUGUUGGAAUCACAUCAAGUUUUUGGAUUUGGUCUGGUAAGACUCUGAUUUCUUGGCAUCAAUUUUUUGACAAAAUAAGAGGAAGACGUGUUGAAGCAUAUGUCUGAUGUUUCAUUUUCAUUAAGUAUGGAUGUAAUGUUCUAAUUUGUGAUAUUGAUGACAAAAUGUAAUAGAAUGUUUUUUAUCUGAAGUACUAUUGGUGCCAAUUCAGUUGUACAUAAGUCUCUAAACUUUACCAACAUAUCUAAAAAUAGUGCUAUACUUUUUCACUAGAUACAGUAUGUGAAGGACAUACUACUUCCAGACUACUUUUAGAAAUGCCUAUUGUGUUUAGUAUAGAUAUUAUGUACAACUAAAUCUGCACCUAUGUUGAGGAAAAUAAUUUUAUAAGAGUUUUAUUGUUAUACUUUAAAACGGGGCUGCUAUGACAAGAUGUAACUCAUAGUUUUUUUACAAAUCAUAACUUUUUUACGUAAGUAUUAAUACACUAUUUUACUGUAUUUUUUUAUUCAUUAAGAUCACUCUUGAGAUUAUUUAUAAGGCUGAUAGUGUAAAUAUUAUCAUAAACUUUUAUUUUAAUACCAGUAAGUACUAGUAUAAGUAACAUUAGGUGUCAUAAAUGUACAUACCUAUUAAAUCAUAUUUUUUGUAUUUAAAUAUCUUUCAUUUGCUAGUUUCCAGAUUUAUUUGAAGUGAUUUUAUCUUUCCUGUAAUUAUUUAAACGUCACAAAAGAAGAAAUUAGAAUCCAGUACUUAAAGGUCCUUUUUA
This is a messenger RNA of Pararge aegeria (speckled wood butterfly), 2529 nucleotides long. It is a transcript of the gene fz, whose product is annotated as frizzled-7-B. Bases 176 to 1867 code for a protein of 563 amino acids. Gene Ontology annotation, molecular function: Wnt-protein binding; Wnt receptor activity. Gene Ontology annotation, cellular component: plasma membrane. The transcript has 2 exons. Gene Ontology annotation, biological process: canonical Wnt signaling pathway; non-canonical Wnt signaling pathway. Lineage: Eukaryota; Metazoa; Arthropoda; Insecta; Lepidoptera; Nymphalidae. The record is from RefSeq and is a predicted model, not a curated record.